This is a messenger RNA of Spodoptera frugiperda (fall armyworm), 573 nucleotides long. RefSeq names its product cuticle protein 21-like. NCBI's taxonomy places the organism in Eukaryota, Metazoa, Arthropoda, Insecta, Lepidoptera, Noctuidae. Bases 58 to 525 code for a protein of 155 amino acids. The transcript has a single exon. The record is from RefSeq and is a predicted model, not a curated record.
CACAAGUGCAUCAGUGCAUCUGAGCUCAGAUACAACACAGACCUCUCCACAUACAACAUGCUGAAGCUGGUGGUGUUGUCUUGCUUGGUGGCGGCCGCAGCAGCCGGCGCGCUCUUGCCGUACGCGGCGCCCCUCGCCUACACGGCGCCCCUCGCCUACUCCGCACCCUUCGCCUACUCAGCGCCCAUACUGGCCCCCUACGCCCCCAACUACCGCGGCCCUCUGUCCCUGGCGCCCGGCCAGCCCGCCAACAUCCUCGGAGCCGACGGCAGGCCCCUCGACACCUUGGACGUGAACCUGGACCGCUCCGCGCACUACACCGCCAAGGCUUUGGACAACGCCGGCCUCCACAUCUUGAAGAAGCGCUCCGCUCCCCUGAUCGCGCCCAUCAGCCGUGUGGCGGUCGCUGCUCCCCUGGUCCACAGCUACGCCGCUCCCUUGGCUUACUCCGCGCCCGUCUACAGCUCCCGCCUGGCUGUGGCUCCCAUCAGCUACGCCGCCCCCUACGCUCAAUACUGGAAAUGAAGAACUUAGUCCACUGAUCAAUUAUAAAUAAACCGACUACCAAUUAAA